Molecule: messenger RNA, 2348 nt
Organism: Chrysoperla carnea
Lineage: Eukaryota; Metazoa; Arthropoda; Insecta; Neuroptera; Chrysopidae
Gene: mlt
Product: tubulin-specific chaperone cofactor E-like protein
Exons: 6
Coding region: 191-1861 (556 amino acids)
Molecular function (GO): protein binding
Source: RefSeq, a predicted model, not a curated record
AGCUGUUCAGUGAAUACACAGUGGUUGUGUGUAGCGCGCGUAAUGGAACAAUUGAUAAUAGAUUGUUUAAACAAAUAAGUGUAUAUGAAUUGAAAAAUUUAUUUUAAUUAGUUAAUGGUUUUUGUUCUUUAUUUAAUCUACAAUUAUUGAUUGAAUUCAUCAGAACGAAUUUUAUAGUAAAUCAAAGAAAAUGCCAUCACUUCUGGAAGCAAUUGAGAUGAAGUAUGGUGUAAUUGAACAUCAGAUGUAUGGAGAAAGUUUCAUCGAAGCAGAUGCAGAUAUUUCAAUAUUUGUACCUAAAAAAUCACCUCGCGUUUGUAUCCCAUCAUUAUUGGUAUUAAAUGAUUUUGAUAUUGAAACUGCCGGCGAUGGAAGUGAAAUAGAACAUAAGUGUGCUGGUGUUGAAGAGUUAGAUCUUGCUAUGAAUAAAUUAGAGGAAUGGUCAGAGAUAAUUGCUAUAUUUGAGCAUAUGCCUCGCUUGAAAUUUGCCAAUUUAAGUUUUAAUACUUUAUCGUCGCCAUUAAAUAAGAAUAUUGGACAACAAUGGAGUCAAUUACGAAGCCUUGUAUUGAACUCAACGCAUAUUGACUGGCGUAGUGUUCGUCAAUUAAUACAACUACUACCAGAAUUACAAGAAUUACAUUUAAGCUUUAACGACUAUAACCAUGUAGAUCUAGAAGAUGAUAUUAACACUGAAAAAUGUGAAUCUUGCGCACAACUACAAGAGAAUACAACAAAAUUGAAUAAAUGUCAAAAAACCAGUGAUACAAGAAAAAAUUUAACCGACGAUGAGAAAAGUGAUGAAUCAUCAACUACGAGGCAGAAAGAUCAUGAUCCACAAUCGUCAACAAAAUGUGAUGAUUAUGAAAAUAAAAAUGAUGCAUUAAGACUUACAGUAGCUAAUUCACAUUUUCAAACACACUGCCAAUGCCCACUCUACAAUAAAAGUGAAAAUGGUGAACUAAAAAAACGUGUUAUACAUACUAACAUAAAAAAAUUACAAUUUACUGGUAAUCCAAUUAAAAAAUGGUCAGAAAUAUGUAAAUUAGGAAAAUCAUUCCCAAAUUUAGAAUCAUUAGUAUUGGCUGAUUGUCCCAUUGAAAGUUUAGAUAUAUGUUGUGAAGUAUCUUCGGUUGAAGAUUCGAACACAAAUAAAAAAUGUCGUUCUUAUGAUAGAACAGAAAGUGGAUGCGAGGCUGAUGAAAUAGAAACACCACAUUGCCAUUUUAGAAAUUUAUUAUUUUUAAAUCUGAAUUGUACAGCUAUAGCAGAUUGGUGUGAAAUCGAACGAGUGGCAAAGUUCCAAAAAUUACAAUGUUUGCGGAUUCAGGGAUGUCCACUUUGGGAAAGUCAUGAAAAUACACAACAUGAAAGAAGGCAAUUAAUGAUUGCGCGAUUACCAAACAUUAGUAUGCUAAAUGGAGGUGGUGCUAUUACACUCGAAGAACGAGAGUCUUCUGAAAGAGCUUUUAUACGUUAUUUCAUGGAUAAACCAGAAGAUCAACGUCCUGAAAGGUACUCAGAACUAAUUGCCAUUCACGGAGAAUUAGAACCUUUAGCUGAUGUUGAUAUGUGCCCAGAAAAACGCGUUAAAGUGACAUUUACGUUUAAAGAUCGUAGUGAAGUUAGAAGUGUUGAUGUAUACCGAACUGUAGCUGAUUUAAAAACAAAAUUGGAACCAAUUACUGGAUUGUCGGCAGCUCGUAUGCGUUUAUUUUAUGUCGAUCAAGAUUUCCGACAUAUUCAGGGCCCGGAAGAGAUGAAAUAUGCAUCGAAACAACUGUACAGUUACAAUAUCCGAUCUGGAGAUGAAAUAAUUGUUGAUCAGAAAAAACGUACGCAUUCAUCUACCUCAACGUAAAUUGAUUUUCAAUACGAACUAAAUAUUACUAAAGUACGAUAUAACAGACCAACUAAAUACUAUCCAAUCUAAAUAUGUUAAGAGAUAUAUUCGAAAGUAUUAUAAUCGAUAUUUGAAACAGGCGCAGGUAACGUCUCACAAUGUAUUCAAGUAAUAGCGGCAGAUUUCUUUUUGAAUUAUCUCUAACAUUUAUGUUGGGAAUCAAGUAUUUUAUUCUUCCUAAAUACUUGUGUACGUUUGAGAAUUUUUAUUGUACUACAAAAUGGUAUUUGUGCUUAUAAAUACUGUGAUACGUAUUCGAAGCAUUAUAAUUAUUAUAAUUACUAUUUAACAUUUUAUAAAAAAUAACCCAUGGUGUUGAAAACAUUCUAAGUCGCGUAUAUUUAUAGACAAAAAAAUUGUACUAAUUAACUUCAAUUUGUUCUUUUGUAAAUAGUAUAUGCAAGAAAUAUAUUAAUAAAUCAAUCAAUUUAGGUACAUAAGGUCA